Lycium ferocissimum is the source of this 1218-nucleotide messenger RNA. RefSeq names its product ran-binding protein 1 homolog a-like. The record is from RefSeq and is a predicted model, not a curated record. Bases 37 to 741 code for a protein of 234 amino acids. Gene Ontology annotation, molecular function: GTPase activator activity. Gene Ontology annotation, cellular component: nuclear pore; cytoplasm. Gene Ontology annotation, biological process: nucleocytoplasmic transport. The transcript is spliced from 4 exons. NCBI's taxonomy places the organism in Eukaryota, Viridiplantae, Streptophyta, Magnoliopsida, Solanales, Solanaceae.
UUAUUUCACUCCCUCUGUAUUUCUCAUCUAAAUACAAUGGCAAGCACUGAGCCUACACACGAACACAGGGAAAAGGAGGACGUAGAAGAAGCUACCGGAGCAGAUGACGAAGAUACAGGAGCUGAGGUGGCUCCAAUUGUUCAACUCGAACAAGUUGCUGUAUCUACAGGCGAAGAAAACGAAAAUCCCAUCAUUGAUUUGAAAGCCAAGCUUUAUAGGUUUGAUAAAGAUGGGAAUCAGUGGAAAGAGAGAGGUGCUGGAACUGUGAAGCUAUUGAAGCAUAAGGAAACCGGCAAAGUUCGCCUUGUUAUGCGCCAAUCCAAGACCCUUAAGAUCUGCGCCAACCACCUUGUUCUCCCAACGAUGACGGUUCAGGAACAUGCUGGAAAUGAGAAGUCUUGCGUGUGGCAUGCACCCGAUUUUGCUGAUGGUGAACUGAAAGAUGAGCUUUUUUGCAUCAGAUUUGCAUCUAUUGAGAAUUGCAAAUCCUUCAUGGAGACGUUUCAAGAGGUUGCUGAAUCACAAAAGAAACAGGAAACUGAAGAUGGAUCUACCGCUGCCGGAUUGCUUGAGAAGUUAACUGUUGAAGAUAAAAAGUCAGAAGAGAAAAGCGAGGAUAAAACCAGGGAAGGGGAUGUUAAGGAGGAGAAAGCUGAAGACAAAACCAAGGAAGGGGAUGGUAAGGAGGAGAAAGCCGAAGACAAGGAUGCAGAGAAAAAGGAUGAAAGUGCUUCAGCUUGAGGAGGAUGCAUGCGAUUUUCAAGGCUCAAAAUGCCAUUUCUGUGCCAACCAAUUUGGGUGUGUUGUUGGUCAAGUGCAAGAGGUGGUUAAAGGGAUUCUCCUUUGUUUUUAUCUUGAGGUGGGGUUAUUGGUACUGGGAAUUGUUUGGUUUUAUUAGUCUAUCAUUCAGGGGUGUUUAUGUUUGGAGAAACUUUUGAGUCUCGCUUUUAAGGCCGGGUCCUGUAUUCUGGUUAGGAUAUUUUCUGGGUGGUGUAACUAUCGGCGUUGCUAGUAGUAUUAUUUUGUGUAUGCAAUGGACUUUGCACUGAGUCAUGCUUCAAGUUCUGAGUUUUUUUUCUGUGAAGGCGUCAGUUUGAUUUCAUGGCUGGGGACAAUUUUUGGUGCUGCUAGCUAUGCUAGUGCAUCAUUGUUUGAUGUGUUCACAUUUGUGUUUCUUUGGACAUAUCCUUCUCAAUCUCAUUUCAAAUAAUGGCAUGC